This is a messenger RNA of Caenorhabditis auriculariae, 4566 nucleotides long. The record is from the annotation of a GenBank genome assembly. NCBI's taxonomy places the organism in Eukaryota, Metazoa, Nematoda, Chromadorea, Rhabditida, Rhabditidae.
AUGAGCGACAACUCUCGUGCUGCAUCCCCGGCUAAGAAGGACACCGUUCCCGGUACGUAUGCUUCCGCAGUUGGCAACGACGGAACGGCGACUCUUCCGACUUCCCGCAUCGAAAACGGUCAGUUUAGAACUUCGAUUUCACUUUCAGAUGACUCUAGAGAAUAGUCCAUGUGAAGAAGAGUCGGUAGCUUCUCACAGAAAUUUACCUUUUUCAUUCACUUCUACAGUCUUCACGUCUCGUAAUUUAUUACGAUGACUUGAAAGUGACAUUUCACAAGGAACUUUUAAUUACAGUGUCGGACGUCCACGACUACGACCGCCAGUUCCCGGCUUUGCCAACUUCUGAUCAACGUCCACGCACGGCAACUUCUCGUCCAUACCGCGGUGAGUUAUGAAGAAAUUGGAAAACUGUGUCUCGAAUGAUCAUUAGAAAACCUGUUUUUAUCCAAUUGUGGAUAAUUUUCCUUCAUAUUACUGUUCAAACCUUGAUUUUCCAGGUCCCAUGCUUCGUACGACAAGUCCAACAUCAACAUCGGCAACUACGGGAGCUCGGCAGGGAUCACUCCGACGACGUCAGCUUAACGGAGGUUUGAACUCGUUCAAAAACAGAUUGGAAUCAAAACUAAUCUGAAAACAUUUACUCGCGAAAACAAAUGAAUAUUGCAUUCAACUUGAAUUUUUUCCGACUUAGACGUGAAAGUUUUCCGAAUUGAAAAUGGCUCAAAAGUUCGAAAUAGUUGAACUCAGUUCUUUUUCCUGCUAAAUGUAAACUUUCAAUCAACCUGAUUUUUCAUUGAUGUAAGACCCAACAAAAACCUUUUUUCAGCAUCCGCUGCCCUCAACGUCCUCCCGGCAAAUCUUCGUCCUGUUGGCAAUUCCGUCGUUGAGCCGCUCGAGACCUGCCAAGAUCGUGUUGUCGACUCAGAACAAACCGGAGAUCAUGAAGGUGACGGUUUGGCUGGAACACCUGCCGACGUCUUCCAAGGCGCCGGCAGGCCCAGCCAUCCGUCCACAAUCACUCUCGGUAGGUUACUCGGAAGUUUACUCAAAAAUUCACUGGAAUAAUUGAGAAUCUAUUUAUUCUCUGAGCACUUCUUCUUGGUUGUUUUCCCGUUAGGGUAAAUGUCAAAUUCAAAAAAAACAUUGACGUUUUGAGUUCUGCACCAAGUCUCCCCACAGCUUCAUUUUUGAAUAGAUGAACUUUUAGGCACAAUCUCACACUUGGCAAUAAUUAAACCCUCGACAUCCUCACCCACAACAUCCGCGACAACCGAAAAAUGGAGGUAAGAAUACAUUUUCUUUCAUUUUACCGUUUCAAAUAAACUCAUAAAGUUUGAUAACUUUUUUUGUGAAGUUAUAAUUAUUUGAGAUGACGAACUAUUUUCAGAAACUUUAUUCAUCGGAUAUUUUUAGAUGUCGAGAAUUUGUCGUUUUCCGUAAAUGUCGCUUCAUCUUCCGGAGGAAAAGUCGAAAGCCCGAAUGAAUAUGGAAAAAGCGCCGUAGACUCCAACAUGAAUAACAGUGAGUGGAAUUUUUGGAGUAAAUAUUUUCUUAUUUGAACAGAAUGACCGUUCUUUCUAGAAAAGACAUUUGAAAAGUCGCCCAAUUACCUAAUACAAAAUAUCGUAUAACUAAUAAAACUUUUUCAGAAGCCGAGCAGAUUUCCGAAACUCUGUCUUCCCGUGGAGUCGACGUCAGAGACUCUUCAGCCGCAGAAUCUCUUUUAAAUUCGUCAGCGGAUCUACUUUCACGCGCUAAAAAUUUUCUCACACAACCACGGUCUGCGACACGUCUCCGUUACAGUGAGUUUUUAGUAUUUUUGAAUUUUAUAUAAAAUAUGAUGAGACUUGAAAAUUUUGGACUUCCGGGAACUUUUUCGGUGAGAUCUUGGGAUUUUAUUCUCUUUGUGAUUUUUCUUCGGAAACUCUUCCAAAUGAAGUGGAUUUUACUUUCAACCGAUUAUUUGCAGGUGACGAUUCAAAACUUGACAAAAGCCUCGGAGGCGGCAAGGAAAACUCAGAUGGUCUGUCAACGGCCCCUCCAAACGAUGACGCUCUGGCUAUGCUCUUAAAAGAUUUUGCGCAAGGUUGGUCAAAGGCAAAAAUUUCCCACAAACAGAUGUAAUGAAAAAAAUAUUGAAAUUAAUUUUGCGUUUUUUCAUGCCAGAAUGACGCAAAUAAUUAAUAUAUGAUCGGAAUUUCUGUGGAUUGAGCUAAUUUUUUGCAGGAACCGUGGAAAGGCCCAUUAUCAUCAAUUUGACGCAUUUCUGUGAUCAUGACGAUGAGCACAAAAAUAGAAACAAAGAACUCAUCAAAAAAAUGUUUCAAAUGGAAAACAGCAAAGGUAAAAAUUUUUUGUUGAAAUGUAAGGAUCUGCAAGAAAAAUUCAACAAUCUUCAGAAAUACAAAUUGAACUCAAAUAAAAAAACUUCAAAAAAACUCUGCUGAACUAUAGAAUAAAUGAAAAAAAUAAAUUGUUGGUUUGCGAGAUCGCUUUGACCAAGAAUGGCUCGUAAAUCGAUUUGUCCUCAAUAUUUUAAGAUGUAGAGAAUUUUUAUGACGGGCGUCGAGCCUCAGGCAAAAGCGGAAAUGAAGAUCGACCACUCGAGAUGUAGAACUGAGAUAAUAUUAGUAAUCAUUAUGCUACCGAAAUUUUUUUCCAUAAGAAAAAAACGUAGUUGAGUCUCUCUCUAAUUUCAAACUUUCUCAAAAAGAUUUUUUCAGACAAGCCGAAUGUUGGAAGCAGUCCUGCGUUAGAUAAGAGGUUCCACGUCAAAUGUAUCGAGGCGACGGUAAGACUUUUCAGUUUUUUCAUAGACCGCGUGUUGGAAAAAAAAAACGGAUUAACUGCGAGAAUCACAAACUCUGAAAGUAUUCAAUAACUUUAACUAUGUAAUUUUUUUCAUUUUUGCUUGAUGCAAAAUCACUUCAUCUUCGAAAACUUAACUCACUUUAAGUUAAUUAGACAAAGAGAAAAGUUUAUCAGAGCAGAUCAAUUCUAUGUUGAAAAAAGUUUUUCGACGUUCAGGCAAAUAAAAAAAAGUUCGAAUAAGACAAAAAUUUUUUUCCAAAAAAAUCUAGAAAGUUUUGUUCUCACAAUUUCCUCAAAAGCAAACAUUAAAUAUUAUUCAGUUUGAAGCAAAUAGAAAUUGAUUGAAUUUUUUUCUGGUAGCAAAAAAAUGCAAACUUAAAAUUUAAAAAUAGUUUUUUUGAGAGCUGACAACACUAGGUAGAAGAAAAAACUUUAAUCAUUUUACAGAAAACGGUUUCUUGUGUCCGACAAAAGCCCACAAAAAGCGAGCUCGACCCCAAUAACAACUGCACGCAGGUUCAAUCCAGUCGUGUAAGUCAAAAAUAAACUUUACUCUAAAUUGAGACCCGGAAAAAAACAACAAAGAAAAUUCGUUGGUCCAAUUAGAAGUCCAAGUUCUGUCUCAGAAAUAAUCAAAAAAAUCAAGAAAGUCAAUUCAAUUCUUUACAGGUUGUCCUAAAAACGACAUUCUGCGCGGAAGACUUUCGUACACCAACUCAACGCGGGAGACGGUUAUUUCAAGAACGAGUAAGUGAAAAACUUAGGGAUAUACUGCACUUAGAAAACCAAAAAUGUGGCGUUCAUUUUUUUUUUGUAUCAUAGCCUUUUUGCAUGAAUGAAACGACCGGAAAAUUUGCAGCUCCGCCACACGCCCUCGGACGCUGAAAUAUUUUUUAGAGCUAAAUUUAAUCCUUGCUCCUCUUCAAUUAAGAGAGAGGUUCGGAAUUUUUUCAAUUAUAAUUUCCAAAUAUUUCAGAAUUUAACUCAAUGGGAGUUACGCGAAGUGGGCAAGAGGAUCUUACGUGACAGAACAAACUGGCCGAUGAAAAAACUCGAUCGAGAAUAUUUCGAUCAAAUCAAUCAUGAUGUAAGUCGAAAAAAAACUUAUAAUUAGAUUUCUGAAAAACCCGGCAGUAGGUUGAUAAAAAAACCUAUGACUUUGAGAGCAAAGAACUAGGAUCAAGAAUCAAAAAAAGGUCAACAUAAAUUAUAGACGGCAUUCAAAAGAUAAUCCAAAGGAUUUCAUUUUAGAAAUGAUGCGAAAUUUUAAAAAUAGUGGUAAACCACCGAAAUUGAUCAAUUUCGGGCGGUUUUCCAUUUUUCUGUGUCAGAAAAUAACGCUUUUGGAAACACAUUAACAGUAAAAAAAAACAUCACUUCUGAACGGAUCAUCCUGAAGAUUCUUUCAAAACAUUAAGUCGUCAACAUCGAGAUAACUAUCUCCAGGAAGCAGGAGGUCGGUUCUGAAUGGAACCAGAGUUAAAAAUAAGGCCAUCUCAUCCGAAAAUAGAAAAUGAGCUUCUUUAAGCUUGAAUCUCCCAAAUUCACCGCAUUUAUAACGGAAUGUCUUGUUUUCAAUGAGUUAGAAUUGAGUUUACUAUUUAAAAUCGGAAAAGAAAAAAAAAGUUAAUUGUACAUACUUUUUCGAAUAAAUAUGUUGAAUGUCACAUUUUUCAGUUCAAAACACUGAUGUCAGAAGCUAUUCGGGAAGCCACGGAAGACAGCUGCGAGCCCCAAGGAACUCAGAGCAACUAA